AUGAUUCCCAAUGUGAUUUCUUGCAAGGUAAAUUUAGCAACACAAACAGAAACAUCUGUUUUUGGUGAUGACACACCGUUUAACUUCGAAAAUGAUGAAAACACACUUUUCUCACUCGAAAUUCCAAAAUUAUCUUACGAACCUGAAAUGGUUCAAGGUGUUAUCCGUCCUCUCACACUAGCUCAAGAUGGAACAGUCAUCAAUCACCAUAUUCCAAGGCUUUACAAACGUAAAAAUGCACCAAUGAUUAGAAAUUUACUUGCUCAAAUCGAUGCAGACAAAGCAAACAAAAACGAAUACAUCCGUCAAAUGGCAGCCGCUUUAAUUCCAGGAUUGAAUGAUAAAACAUAUCAUUCUUUAUAUACACAUCCUGUUCAUCUUCCAUUUAGAACCGUUCAAGGCUCACUUACAAUCUUCCAACCAGAGAACAAGACAUUUCCAUGCAUUUGCAUCUUCUCAUUAGAUAAUUCAUUAACAAUUCAAACAGAUGAUUUGAAUAUCAAAUGUCACUUUGAUAUGUGGGAGCCAAUUGAUUCCGGAAAAGAACUCUCUAUUAUUCAGAACAACGAACCAUUCGGUAAAGUUGUUGUUUCAGAAACAGUUGAACCAGUUGAUUACGAAAAUUCAGUUCCUAAACCAAUAUUAGAGUCCUUACAUGUUGAUUCUGACGAUCAGCUUAUUGAUGUGAUCUCAGAAAACGAUACAUCUCUUGUAGAUACCAUUCUUUGCAUUCCUGGAUUAUCUAAAACCGACGCCAGCGAUUUACUCAUCAUUUUACAUCAGAAGAAACUCCUUUCUCCAUACGUCCGCUCCAAGAUUUGCGCUUUACAGCUCACAAAUCCAGAAGAUCCACGAGAUUGGCCUGAAUUACUUGGUCGCUUCAUUUUCCUUCUUGAUCCGAAAUGGGCAUUCAGUAUGAUACCACGUCUUAGGAACAACGACGUCAUGUCCGUUUUCCGCGACAUCAAAUACAUGGAAGGCGGCGCUCUUUACGUUCUCCAAGUUGCAUUGCGAACUCUUGAUGAAGUAAAGCGCUCUGAUUCGAUCAUUGUCUUCUGGACAUUGAUAUUCAUGAGUGUUCUCCAGAACGCGACACUCGCAAAGAAGGAACACGCGGCCAAACUGAAGAAGAAACUCCUUGAUUUGUGGAAAGAGCUCCAAAAGAAGAAAGCAGACUCAAACACAAGGAAAUUGACUCAAAUGACAAUAGACGAGAUCAAAGACAUGCGUUCUUUCAACAUCUCCCGUGUUGUCAAUGAAGACAGCGAGUACAUCAAGCACAUUUUCCAGGAAUAUCAUGACAAAAUCUUCAAAAUUUUGUCAAUUAAUCCUUAUCGUCGUGAGGAAAGUCAUCCACUUUAUUUCCCUGUUGUCAUUGCAUUGGAAGAAGCCCUCAUCAUGGCGAACAACCGUGAUGAUUUCAUCUCUUCUGAUUCCGCUUCUUUGGCUGGCGACAACGAUGUUUCUACUUACGAAGACGAGGCAUCGAAUACUCAGUCGAAUUCUCGCAGUUCAUCGAGACAUUCAACGCCAAGAAACACAGAAUCAUCGAGGAAAUCGAAGAAAGUUGCUCAGGAAGAAGACGACGAAGCAACAAUGGAAUCAGAGUCUUAUCAAUCGAAGAAGUCUUAUCAAACAGCAAGUUCUCAUUCAUCGAGAAGACCUCCUCCACCUGUAAACGACAAACCUGUUGAAGAUUAUGAAGAAGAAGAGGAAGAAAUGAUCAAAACACCUUCUUCCAAGUCAUCAAACAAUCCUUUGAAGACUCCUAAAUACCAGCCAAAACAACAGGAAAAGAAACAAGUCGAAGAAGAAGAUUUGUACGAUGAAGAAGAAGAUUAUUACACUUAUGAAGAAGUAGAACAACCAAAACAGCAGCAACAACAAAUACCACCAAAACAACAACAACAGCAACAAGUUGAAGACGAUGAUGAUUAUUACGAUGAAGAAGAGGAUUAUGAAUAUACAAAUAGUGUUCAACAAUCAUACAGCAGUAUAAAGAUUUCAGCUGCAACACCUUCUUCACGCGGAUCGCAACAAUCUCCUCCAAUCAUUGACAAGUCUUCCCAGUUACAUUCUGCUUUGGCCACGAAAUCAAGUGGAAACAAUCCGAAAUCUGCUGCACCACAAAAACAAUCUUCUCCUCAUUCUCAGAAACCAAAUACUGUUUCAUCAAAGCAAUCUCCUGUUCCACAACAACAACCAGCACAACAAGAACAAAGUGCUGAAUACAGUUCUGAACCAUAUUCACGUUCAUCACGUGCUUCUGCAAGAAUGGCUGCAAUUAGAGCUGCUCAGAGAAAGUCACAGCAUCAGAAUCAAGAUUUCGAUGAUGAUGACUACAGCAGUUACCAAUCAGGAGGAAACAGAAACACAGGAACAACUGGAUACAAGGAAAAUAAUGCUUCUAGAAAUAGUUACACACCAAGUAACAUCGCUUCUUCUAAAUCUAAGUCUGCUGCAAGUAGAAGCAAUAUUCUACAGGAUGAUGAAGCUCCUUACAGUAAUGGACAAUAUUCUGAUGAUGAAAUUUAA
Messenger RNA from Trichomonas vaginalis G3, 2535 nucleotides. RefSeq lists its product as uncharacterized. The transcript has a single exon. The record is from RefSeq and is a predicted model, not a curated record. NCBI's taxonomy places the organism in Eukaryota, Parabasalia, Trichomonadida, Trichomonadidae. The coding region runs from base 1 to 2535 and encodes 844 amino acids.